Solanum lycopersicum (tomato) is the source of this 1429-nucleotide messenger RNA. RefSeq lists its product as uncharacterized. The record is from RefSeq and is a predicted model, not a curated record. NCBI's taxonomy places the organism in Eukaryota, Viridiplantae, Streptophyta, Magnoliopsida, Solanales, Solanaceae.
CCCAUUUAGCCCAUCAUAUCCAUCAAAUUUCCUUAGCCCAUUUGUCAGACGAAUUCAACCCGGAAACCAAUUGCUCCGCCGCUCGGAGCACACUAGUCGCCGAUCGCCGCCCGUCGCCCGCCGCCGCCGCCGCAACUGAAAUUAUGGGCUCAGAGAUGGAGAUAGUCGAGCAAAGGCUAAACACUUUUGUAAGUCAGCUGCAGACAGAGUUUGCCAUUCUCGAUCGUCUCGUUUACAAAAAUAAAAACCAGCAUAGAAGAUGCUCAUAUUUUCAGUACCUCUUAAAGGUGCGAAGAGAUGUGAGGCUCCUCCAAACAACUAACUUGGAGGAGGUUUUGAGUGACUCCUUUCAAGUUCUUAACGGAAAAAGACCCAAGCAAAAAGUGCAGCUUCUGGAAAGCCUAAAGAGGAGAAGAUCUAAUGGUGGCAAAUAUAACUUUCUGGAGCGGCUUUUAGGGGUUGCGCAUCUGUUGUCACAGAUGGUUGAGCCAGUUUUAAGGGCCGCGUCGGAGAUAUCCACACUUCUUGCACGAUCAUUUUUUAUGGGAUUUUCGCUGACAGUAUUGUCCUUGCUUGCCCGAAUAAGAGUUCUAGUUCAGCAAAUUCUUCUAGAUGUUGUUUGUGUAUUCAACAAUGUUUCCUCUUUAUCACAGAGGGAACAAGCCAUCAAAUUGACUCAAGAUGGUUUUGAGGUUUUUAGAGAAUAUUUUCCGCCAAAGCAGCAGGUGGUCUUCCUCGAAUGUAUUUGGGAAUCUGAUAAGUAUAUGUUAGUUGAGAGACAAAAUCAGAAAGAUGUUGGAAGCCAGGAAAAGGAUGUUGGAGAAGAUGUUUCUGUAGAAGCAUCUAAGGUUCAGUAUGAAAGCAUUGGGCUUUUCCUAGGAGAUGAUGAACCUGGACAGACGGCCUCUAAAGAUUCAGCUGAGGAUGGUCAAACUAUGAAGGACAACGAUAUAGUAGAUUCCUUGGAGGAUCCUAUCCAAGAUAGUAAUGAUGAAUCUCAAGCUCAAGUUGAUUCAACUAUUGCAGAACCUUCUGGAAAUAAUUUUGAUGCUCCUGAAGCCGGAGCACUUCCAAGUUCAUCACGAGACAAGAAUCCUUCAAAAGCCAAACAUGGAUCAAGAAAUAGCGUUGCAUUUGUUUCAGUAAAAAGACCCAAACUGUCAACAAACAAUGAGUUGGGGUUUGACAUUCAUAGAACAGAAAAGGUUGAUAAUCCUGGUGUAGAUAAAGAAGAUCCAUUUUUCAGUUUACUUUUUAGUGGAAAUGUGAAGAGCAGUCUAUUCUGAACUUCACCUAAAUAGUUUUUCAUAUCUCCUUGUUUUUCUCUGUUAACUAGGCUGCGGCGCAUCUUUGCGUCCAUAUAUGUGAGUUGAUGCUCAAUCAUGUUCAAAUUUGGACAAUUUAUCCCAAUUGGUUUUAAAUUUUUAAA